ACACAAAGAACCAAAAGAUUCAUUUGUCGCCCGACAUCUUAUAUAUGGAAACAUAGCAGCAGAUUAUAUAUAUAUGGCCCCAAUUUUCCACUACAGACUGAAAUUAGGGUUUUUGAGUUUCAAUCAAUCAAUUCUCUCCUAUCCGAAUUUGUGAUAAUCGGAUCUGUUUUUCAGCAUUUUUUUUCCCGAGUGGCGAAGAAGCAUAAAGACGCGGAUUUUGUUGAUCGUUGAAUCAGUGUCUGCAUCAGUCAUCAACUGAUGCGAUUGGACCUGUGAUGGCGAACAAGUUCAAUUCGGGCGACAAUAGAACCAGAAAUUCUGUAUCUAUUUUCAUCAUAGCAGGCUUAUGCUGUUUCUUCUACUUACUCGGAGCAUGGCAGAGAAGUGGAUUCGGUAAAGGUGACAGCAUUGCAUUAGAAAUAACCAAAACGAGCACUAACUGCAACAUCCUCCCAAACCUCAAUUUCGAAACCCACCACGGCAAUGAAGCCGGAAUAUUCUCCGAUUCCGAUUCCGAUUCCAAACCCACAGUUUACAAGCCAUGCCACAAAAAAUACACCGAUUACACCCCUUGCCAAGAUCAAAGGCGAGCCAUGACUUUCUCAAGAGAAAGCAUGAUUUACCGUGAACGCCACUGCCCUUUGCAAAAAGACAAGCUGCAUUGCCUUAUUCCAGCUCCUAAAGGUUACGUAACCCCGUUUCCAUGGCCUAAAAGCCGUGAUUAUGUACCCUACGCAAACGCUCCUUACAAAAGCUUGACCGUGGAAAAGGCUAUACAGAACUGGAUUCAAUACGAGGGCAAUGUAUUUAGAUUUCCAGGUGGAGGAACUCAGUUUCCUCAAGGUGCAGAUAAGUACAUUGACCAACUUGCUUCGGUUAUUCCGAUUGCAAACGGAACUGUUAGGACUGCUUUGGACACUGGCUGUGGGGUUGCUAGUUGGGGUGCGUACCUAUGGAAAAGAAACGUUAUAGCAAUGUCGUUUGCACCUAGAGAUUCGCAUGAGGCACAGGUUCAAUUUGCUCUUGAGAGGGGUGUGCCAGCUGUCAUUGGUGUUCUUGGAACUGUGAAGAUUCCUUACCCGUCGAGUGCGUUUGACAUGGCUCAUUGUUCGCGUUGUCUUAUACCUUGGGGGGUUAAUGAUGGAUUGUAUAUGAAGGAAGUUGAUCGUGUGCUUAGACCAGGUGGUUAUUGGGUUCUUUCUGGUCCUCCGAUUAAUUGGAAGAUUAAUUACAAAGCAUGGCAGCGACCAAUGGAAGAGCUUCAAGAAGAACAGAGGAAAAUUGAAGAAGUUGCGAAACUUUUAUGCUGGGAGAAGAAAUCCGAGAAGGGUGAAAUAGCAAUUUGGCAGAAGUCGAUGGAUACCGAUUCCUGUCGUUCUGCACAAGAAAAUUCCGGAGCAGAAUUCUGUAAAUCGGAAGAUGCUGAUAAUGUCUGGUACAAGAAAAUGGAGCAGUGUAUUACUCCGAAUAAUAACAAUGCUAACAGUGAUUUAAAGCCAUUUCCCGAGAGGCUUUAUGCCGUUCCACCGAGAAUUGCAAGUGGCUCGAUUAGUGGAGUUUCCGUUGAAGCAUAUUUGGAAGAUAAUAAGCAAUGGAAAAAACAUGUAAACGCGUAUAGAAAGAUUAACAAGAUUAUUGAUUCCGGAAGGUACCGGAACAUUAUGGAUAUGAAUGCUGGAUUGGGUGGUUUUGCUGCUGCACUUCAAUCUCCGAAAUUGUGGGUUAUGAAUGUUGUACCUACUAUUGCCAAGAAAAAUACUCUCGGUGUUGUAUAUGAACGAGGAUUGAUUGGCAUUUAUCAUGACUGGUGUGAAGGCUUUUCGACAUAUCCAAGGACAUACGAUCUUAUCCAUGCUAAUGGUGUCUUUAGCUUGUACAACGAUAAGUGUAAUUUCGAAGAUAUUUUAUUGGAGAUGGAUCGAAUUUUACGGCCCGAAGGUGCGGUUAUAUUCCGGGAUGAAGUUGAUGUGCUUGUGAAGGUGAAGAAAAUAAUCGGGGGUAUGAGAUGGGAUUCUAAGAUGAUCGAUCACGAGGAUGGUCCUCUUGUUCCCGAGAAAAUAUUGGUUGUGGUCAAGCAAUACUGGGUUGGAAACUCCACUUCCGAGCAGUGAAAAGUCUAAAAUGCCCUUCUGUGCCAUGAUUUUUCAAGAGAGGGUUCUUUGAUCUUCUUACACAAGGUCCAAAGGAUGCACAUAUUUGACCAGGGAUUGAUUGGUCUCUAGUUUAUAGGUUGAAACUGUUGUAACACAAAAUGUUAUUUAUUGAAAUCCCAGUUGAGAUUUUUAACUUUCUUUAUAGUAGAGAAAAAAACUGAGUUUCUGUAUGAUAUAAUUACCCUAGUAAUGUACCAAUGUUAUUGUGCAAUUUGCAUUAAAACAGAGUUCCAGAUUUUCGGACAAU
Messenger RNA from Erythranthe guttata (spotted monkey flower), 2400 nucleotides. RefSeq names its product putative methyltransferase PMT2. Gene Ontology annotation, cellular component: cytoplasm; trans-Golgi network; endosome. Gene Ontology annotation, molecular function: methyltransferase activity. Lineage: Eukaryota; Viridiplantae; Streptophyta; Magnoliopsida; Lamiales; Phrymaceae. The record is from RefSeq and is a predicted model, not a curated record.